GAGGAAGCGCGCGCUAUUGGUUGUCCCGAGCACGUGGACAACUUCCCCGUCUCGGUCCAAAAUAUUCAAAGCGCGUGUCAUGGCAGAGAAAUUAGAUAUCAUCUCAAAGUGCGUUAGAACUUUCUUUGAUUUCCCUACAAAAGGGAUUCCGUUCAAGGAUAUUUUUCCGAUCCUGAAGGAUCCGAAGGCUCUGGCUGCGGUCACGGAUCUGUUUGAGGAGCACGUGAGGAGCACGUACCCUCAGGUGGAUCUUAUAGUCGGACUUGACGCUCGAGGAUUUCUCUUUGGGCCACUUUUGUCUCAGAGAUUAGGUGUAGGAUUUGUUCCCAUCAGAAAAAAAGGGAAGCUCCCUGGCCCAACGUUAUCAGUAGCAUACAGUCUUGAGUAUGCAAAGGCUGAGGCAGAGAUGCAGGAAGACGCUGUUUCUGAAGGACAGAAGGUCCUGAUCAUUGAUGAUUUACUGGCUACUGGAGGAACCCUGUACGCGGCGUGUGAGCUGAUCAAGCGGCAGAAAGCAGAGGUGCUUGGCUGUCUGGUGGUGAUUGAGCUGAAGGAUCUCAAUGGAUCAGAGAAGCUGCAGUCAACCCCCGUGUUCUCGCUCAUACAGUACUGACGGUACUACCGCUUAGUGCUCACAUCAUGGUUUACGGCUCAGGAAUAUGAAGAAAUUUCAACUAUAUUUUGAUGCGCUUCAUUACACGUAUAAUAACCAGAAACUAAAAGGAAAGUCACGCUGCACAAGAACUCAGUAAUUAUGGGUAAUCAAUCAGCUGCUUUUAAAAAUCAAAACUAAUCUCACUGUUUUACAUUCACAUUGUUGUCUGUGUUUUCUUCAGUGAUGCUGUUUCAUGGGACAGUUAAAUGUUUGUUGUACUGUAUGCACACUUUAGAGUGCUUCUAGGUACUUUAUAAACUGUCUUAAGAAUAUUCCACACGCUACUCUUCUGAAACAGUACUUUAUCUAUUAUACGAAAGUAAAUGAUUUUACAUACAGAGUAUGAAACAC
Messenger RNA from Puntigrus tetrazona (Sumatra barb), 1006 nucleotides. It is a transcript of the gene aprt, whose product is annotated as adenine phosphoribosyltransferase. Gene Ontology annotation, biological process: adenine salvage; AMP salvage. Gene Ontology annotation, molecular function: AMP binding; adenine phosphoribosyltransferase activity; adenine binding. NCBI's taxonomy places the organism in Eukaryota, Metazoa, Chordata, Actinopteri, Cypriniformes, Cyprinidae. Gene Ontology annotation, cellular component: cytoplasm. Bases 80 to 613 code for a protein of 177 amino acids. The transcript is spliced from 5 exons. The record is from RefSeq and is a predicted model, not a curated record.